This is a messenger RNA of Onychostruthus taczanowskii (white-rumped snowfinch), 3345 nucleotides long. It is a transcript of the gene L3MBTL3, whose product is annotated as L3MBTL histone methyl-lysine binding protein 3. The coding region runs from base 314 to 2755 and encodes 813 amino acids. Gene Ontology annotation, molecular function: protein binding; zinc ion binding. Gene Ontology annotation, cellular component: nucleus. The transcript has 22 exons. Lineage: Eukaryota; Metazoa; Chordata; Aves; Passeriformes; Passeridae. Gene Ontology annotation, biological process: regulation of DNA-templated transcription. The record is from RefSeq and is a predicted model, not a curated record.
CCGCCCGCACCGCGCUCGCCCCCACCGCCGCCCCCUCGCCGGGGCCGGGGGGCACUCUUCCCCCGCUCCGUUUAAUUGCCCGGGGCGGGGGCGAAGGAUAUAAAGGCAAAUUCGGGAGGGAAACGGAGAGACUGGAAAACCGCUUUCCCCGAGCGCUCCUCCCGAGAAGCCGGGCGGGCGCUUUUGUCUCGGCGGUUCUGCCCGAGCCUGGGGAAGACGCGGACCUGAGCCCGGGUUUUCUCCAGAAAGUUUCAAGUGCAGCAAAAACACGCCGCAAAACUGGCCAAGGAGGGACCUCUGCUGUACAUGCAUCAUGAAUGAAUCUGCAUCUAGUGGAAAUGGUCAGGAGUUUGAUGUAUUUAGUGCAAUGGACUGGAAGGAUGGCAUAGGUACUUUGCCAGGAAGUGACCUAAAGUUUAGAGUCAAUGAAUUUGGGGCCCUGGAAGUAAUUACAGAUGAAACUGAGAUGGAAAGUGUUAAAAAGGCAACUGCUACCACAACCUGGAUGGUUCCAACUGCUCAAGAAGCCUUUUCAGAAAAGACAGGGAUCCCCACCAGGUUGAAGGAAACUGCAAAAGUGGAUGGACUUGUUUUCUGUGAAAACUGUUACCGCUAUGGUACCAUAGAAGAAUUUGUUCCUGAAGGGAAAUUUUGCAGCCAGAAAUGUGCCCAGCAAGUAAAAAACAAAGAACCAAAGGAGGAAAAUCCCAGCAUGGAAUGCAAUGGGGAAGAUGAUUCUAAAGGCAUUCGGAAAAGAAAAGCAAAAGUACCUCUCAGAGAAGAGCCCCGGGAUAACGGGGAGAAGAAGGAGAAUCCAGAUGAAAUUGAGGACAAACCUGAAGGAAGGAUCUUGAGAGUCUCUCAGAGAGCCAGGAGGAAAAGAAAAGGGGAGAUAACAGUUUUGAAACAAACUGUACCCUCUAAAGGAAGGCAAGCAUGGUGUUGGGCAUCCUAUCUGGAGGAAGAAAAGGCCAUUGCAGUGCCUACUAAGCUUUUUAAGGAGUAUCAGUCUUUCCCAUACAACAAGAAUGGAUUCAAGGUAGGGAUGAAACUGGAGGGUGUGGAUCCUGAGCACCAGUCGAUCUACUGUGUUCUCACAGUGGCUGAGGUUUGUGGCUACAGAGUAAGACUACAUUUUGAUGGAUACCCAGAUUGUUAUGAUUUCUGGGUGAAUGCUGAUUCUUCAGACAUUCAUCCUGUUGGAUGGUGUGAAAAAACAGGUCACAAGCUUCAUCCACCUAAAGGAUAUAAGGAGGAAGAAUUCAGCUGGCCCUCCUACUUAAAGGCAUGUAAGGCUCAAGCUGCUCCUAAAUCACUGUUUGAAAACCAGAAUGCAACAGUGAUUCCAUCGGGAUUUCGAGUGGGGAUGAAGCUGGAAGCUGUAGACAAGAAGAACCCGACUUUCAUUUGUGUUGCCACGGUAACAGACAUGGUGGACAAUCGUUUUCUGGUUCAUUUUGACAACUGGGAUGAGAGUUAUGACUACUGGUGUGAGGCAGCUAGCCCACAUAUUCAUCCUGUUGGAUGGUGUAAAGAACAUAAAAGAACUCUCAUCACCCCACCAGAUUAUCCACACGCUAAACAUUUUUCUUGGGAGAAGUAUUUGGAGGAAACCAGUUCACUACCUGCACCUGCAAGGGCUUUUAAAGUGAAACCUUCUCAUGGCUUUCAGAAAAAUAUGAAACUUGAAGUGGUUGACAAGAGAAAUCCAGUAUUUAUCAGAGUAGCAACCAUUGUAGAUACAGAUGACUACAGAAUAAAAGUUCAUUUUGAUGGCUGGGAUAGUAUUUAUGAUUAUUGGACUGAUGUCGACAGCCCUGAUAUCCAUCCUGCAGGCUGGUGUACGAAAACUGGACACCCUCUUCAGCCCCCACUUAGUCCCUUGGAACUGGUGGAAGCUUUAGAGCAUGGAGGGUGUCCCACAGCAGGAUGUAAGGGAGUUGGACACAUUAAAAGAGCAAGACAUAUCGGCCAUCAUAGUGCAGUCAGCUGUCCAUAUUCAGAGAUGAACUUGAACAAAGAAAGCCUCUUGCCUGACCGAUUGAGUGGGGAGAUGCCUGCAGCCAGUCCUAUCCCCAGAAACAGAAAAGUGGAAACAAAUGAAAGAUCCACCUCUCCUGUAAUCAAUGACAGAAAAUGCCCCAGCCCUGGUCAUGUAGGUAUGAAAUCUUCACCUCACAAUCGACCAUCAGGGAAAACUGUACCAGAAACAACCAAGCUGGAUGAUGCAGAAAAUAAAUCUCCUUGCAAGAAGCCCCUGUUAUGCAACGUGAAAGAAAAGAAGGCACCUGGUGGAGUACUACAAACAAAGGAUGCCAUAAAGCACAAAGAGUGUGAAGAUGAGGAGACAGAAAAUAAGCUGCUCAUUUCAAACGAAAUCAAAGAUGUUGAAGAACCCAACACACAGAGGCUUCUCUCUCAGCCAGUUAUCGUGUCUUCUAAGCUGCAAAUCCCUGGCCUGCCCUUGCGCUGGGAACAGCAGAGCAAACUCCUUCCAAGUGUAGCUGGGAUCCCAGCCAGCAAAGUUUCUAAGUGGAGUACAGAUGAGGUCUCUGAAUUUAUACGAAGUUUACCAGGAUGUGAAGAACAUGGCAAGGUGUUUAAAGAUGAGCAAAUUGAUGGAGAAGCAUUCCUGCUAAUGACCCAAUCAGACAUAGUCAAAAUAAUGAGCAUUAAACUGGGACCAGCCCUAAAAAUCUUUAAUUCCAUUCUGAUGUUCAAAGCUGCAGAGAAAAACUCACACAAUGAACUUUGAAGAUAAUGGAAAAUGUGCACGAACCAGCUUUCUCCACUGGAGCUCAUGUUUUAUUCAAAGCACAAAGACUCACUAGAAGUGUUGAGUAAGGACUCUCAGAAAGGAAGAAACUUAAGUUCAGCACUAGUGGACUAUUUAUAUUCUCCUGGAGCCAGUACACAUCUGAAUCCUUCUGGGAAGUGUUCAAGCUUUUGAGAAGGUACUGUGUGACAACCGAGUCAGCUGGUCUUAUUUACCAAACUAAUGGCGCUACUUCUCCAUGGAUGGUUAGGAUCCCUAACUCUCUCUGGACAUCAAGAAAACCUUCAUUAAUUAUUUAUGCUGUAUUAUAUAAGGGAACGUUAAUAUUUUCUAAGGAUUCUUGAAUUGUACUUCAUUUACCCAUUUUACUUUUCAGAAGCUUUUACUUCAUUUUAUCAAAAUAAAAACUGAUCAGCCAAAAAUUAGGCUACAGGUAGCCAGAUGAGACUGUUAUGGCUAAUGUGUAUUUGUGCCAUAGUCUGAAAAUGAAACACUUAAUGUUACAUAUGUGACACUUUAUGCUACAGCAUAUUACUUUACAGAUAAUAAAACUGUCUGUUUGCUUGUAA